Molecule: messenger RNA, 2280 nt
Organism: Pieris brassicae (large cabbage white)
Lineage: Eukaryota; Metazoa; Arthropoda; Insecta; Lepidoptera; Pieridae
Product: alkaline phosphatase-like
Exons: 12
Coding region: 310-2145 (611 amino acids)
Biological process (GO): dephosphorylation
Molecular function (GO): alkaline phosphatase activity
Source: RefSeq, a predicted model, not a curated record
CUCCGGACCUCAACAAAGUUUUUCUCUCAGCAUUUACGAAAACACCCUUAUUUGCAUACGAUAAAACAUACUGUGUUAUUUAAAUUAUAAACAAUCGAGCAACAGUGAAAUUGGUCAAAGUUACAGUUAUUACAAAAAAAAAACAUACAAAUUAAUUGAGUGAACAUAGAAUGUGAAUAAUAUAAAUAAUCUCAGAAGUAUGAAGUGUAUAUUAUUAUAACAAUCAAGAUUUGGGUCAGAUGAACUUGUCGUGCCCGAGAGUUCAUUUGCGCGACGCUUGCGCCUUUGCACCGAUGAAGUUUUCUAACCAUGAGUGUCUGGUGCCGUGUCGUGAUUAUGGUGUCCACGAUCAGUACCGGCGUGUUGUCUCCGGCGCCGAUGAAUGCUGAAGUUAAAGAAACAUACGAUCGCCAAUAUUGGUAUACUCAGGCGCAGGAAACAUUGCAAAAACGUCUUCAAUACGUAACUGGGAAAAAUCCUAUUGCAAAGAACGUGAUAUUAGUAGUAGGGGACGGGAUGAGCCUGACCACAGCUACCGCCGCAAGGAUACUUCGCGGCCAACGACGGGGUCAGAGCGGAGAGGACACUGAUCUAGUCUGGGAUACCUUCCCCGCUGUGGCUUUGGCGAAGACGUACAACGUGGACGCUCAAACCGGCGAAUCAUCGGCUUGUGCGACUGCUCUGCUCUGUGGGGUAAAGGCGAGAUAUGAAACCUUAGGACUCGAUGCUACCGGACGAUUCAACAAUUGCGCCUCGGCAGUUCACUCGAAGGUUACUUCUCUGAUAGACUGGGCGCAUGAUGCAGGUAAAUCUAGUGGCAUCGUCACGACUGCGAGAAUCACUCAUGCCACACCAGCUGCUCUAUAUGCGCACGCGCCUUCGCGCUAUUGGGAAGAUGACAGCAGAGUGCCACCCACUGUUCGGCGAGACUGCAAGGACAUCGCCCUACAACUCGUUGAAAAUGAACCAGGGAAGAGCAUAAAUGUUUUAAUGGGUGGUGGUCGGCGUCAUUUUCUGCCCAACGUCACGCCAGACCCCGAGCACCCAAACAGAGAAGGCCGGAGGCUAGAUGGCAGAAAUCUCGCUGAAGACUGGGCGAGAGAAAAGAAAAAAAGACAUUUACGGGCACAGUACAUACAUACCCGGGAGCAAUUGGCCAAAUUAGAUCCGAGAAAUGUGGAUUAUUUGUUAGGGUUGUUUGAAUAUUCCCACAUGGAGUUUAAUGCGGAGAGAGGAGCGGCAGCGGAUACGGAAGAGGGUGCGGGUGCGACCGGAAACGCUAAAGCGGAAGAUCCUUCGCUCGCUGAUAUGACACGCGUCGCACUUUCUAUCCUGACUAAAAAUAACAAAGGCUUCUUUUUACUCUUGGAAGGUGGUAGGAUAGACCAUGCUCACCAUUACAACAAUCCCUAUAGAGCGCUAGACGAAACGUUAGAAUUAGAGACGGCGUUACUGGCAGCCUUAGAGAAAGUCAAUCCAGCUGAGACUUUGAUCGUGGUCACCGCUGAUCACGGCCACGUUAUGACUUUUGGUGGCCAAGCGACGCCACGCGGUCAUCCUAUAUUAGGAUCAGACACUGUCCCAUCGGACAUCGAUGGCCUGAAGUAUACCACGUUGUUGUACGGCACUGGACCGGGCCAUUCGGAGCCAAGAGCUUUGCCCUUCAACGGUACUCUGUCUCUGUCCGUCGACGCUGUUCACGCAGCUGCAGUGCCCAGACAGUGGUCCACGCAUGGAGGAGAAGAUGUACCUGUUUAUGCCUUAGGUCCAAUGGCUACUGUUUUGUUUACGGGAGUAGUGGAACAGAGUUACAUUCCCCACGCUAUUGCAUAUGCAGCUUGCUUAGCUCAUCACGCGCGUCGAUGUGUGGAUUCGUUUAAUUAUACAAAGCCUCAAAUAAAACUACCAAGCUGUGUACCCCCGGAAGUGAGCAGUGUGUCAGCUGCGGAUGAAACCCGAAACGAUGCAAGUGGCCGCCGGGUUAUAGUGGCCUCUAGUGUCAUGUCUGACGAAAGGGGCACGCGCACAUCCGCGACUGUUUCUCUUCAGACCGACGUACACUUUAUUUUUGCAUUUUACGCAACAAUUUUACUAAUACAUAAUCGUGUGUUGAAUGAUAUGUAUUAUACUGGUGUUUCAUUAUAAGUUUAAGAAGGCUCUUGAGUGUAUUUUUACAGGUUUGUUUACAGCUUGUAUAGCAAAUAAAACUAAAGUUUACGAUUACUAUUUAACUUUUGUGAUGUUCGUUAAUUUGAUAAUGUAAAUAUUUAAAAUUUAUUA